Messenger RNA from Trifolium pratense (red clover), 1002 nucleotides. Its product is annotated as transcriptional regulator TAC1-like. The coding region runs from base 278 to 868 and encodes 196 amino acids. The transcript has a single exon. Lineage: Eukaryota; Viridiplantae; Streptophyta; Magnoliopsida; Fabales; Fabaceae. The record is from RefSeq and is a predicted model, not a curated record.
UACCAUCAUGACCAAGUUUUUCAAAAUCCCUAUCAUAAGCUAUAUAUAUUUUUGUCCUAAGUUCUUUAGGAAGUUGCAUUCUCAUUUCAUGCCAUUCAUUUACAAUAAUAAAAUGAUGAAAAGCAGGCCUUACUAUGUGCCCCACUUCACAUAUAUAUAAAACCACCACUAUUUCCCUAUGUUGACCAUAUCUAUAUAUCUAGCUACCUAUAUUAAUUCCUAGAUCUUUAUUACUUAAUUACUAGAAAUUAAUUAAGUUGAAUCUAAUCAUUGAUCAAUGGAAUCUGAUCAAUGUGAUCAAGGUGGUGGUAGUGGUGGUGAUGAUAAAGAUGGUUUAAAACAAGUGACCAACCUUAGGUCCUAUGAGUGCAAUUUUUGCAAGAGAGGUUUCUCUAAUGCACAAGCACUUGGAGGACACAUGAAUAUUCAUAGAAAAGACAAAGCAAAGCUCAAACAACAAUCUUCAAAUUUGGAGCAAGGAAAUUCUAGUGAUCAAGACCUCAACAAAUUAUUACCAAAUUUUUUGAGUUCUUCUAAUAUUGUGUUGCCUCAAAAACAAGAUCAACAACAUGUUCCUUCUAGAAGUGAAGAAAUUAUUGUAAUUGAUCAUACAAGACAACAACUUCCACUUUUUUCAGAAUCACCAACAAAAAUUGAAAUGCAAAUUCAACAAGGUGGUCAAAUUCAUCAAAGGGAAAUUACUACUACUACUGCUACUACUGUGACUGCGACGACGACCACGAUUACACAAGAGGCUUUAUUAUUAUCUAAUGAUCAAGAUUCUUCAUUGGAAUUAGACCUUGAAUUAAGACUAGGGUCUGAGCCUCAUGAUUCAUCAAAGCCAACGGGUACAAGAAAAUUCUUUUGAUGACUUCAAUGCAUAAAUUUAAUUAUUUUAUUUUGUACAUGUCCAAGAAACUACUAUUAUUUUUCUUGGUGAAAAGAAUUCAUCUUUUGUUUGAUUGAUUUAAUUUUUUCCAAAAAUUUAAUUUCAAAUUAAUU